GCUAUUGGGUCCUACAUUUGUAUACAAGGCCUACCCUCAGGUGAAGAAGUCACACAACCUCCAGAUUUUUGCUUGAGCAUCAUCCCCUCGAUUUACUGGACUGGAUUUAUCUAAUUGAAAAUGCCAGCAGCCAGGAAAGAUCCUCGGUACAGUGUGCAGGAUAUCAUUGCAAUCAUCCAAGAUGGAGAGAGUGAUGUGGACGUACCCCUUGAUGACACUGAUGCAAGUGAUGAGGAGUCAGACAAUGAUCCCUGUGUGGACAAAGAAAACCAAGAGCCGUCUGACUGCCCAGCCAAUGUGGACAUUGAGCCCCAAGAAAAUGAACGCAUCAUGCCCCGUGACAGAUAUCGCUGGCAAAAAAAGGAUUUUAUCAGUCCCAAUACUGAUUUUUCUGGUCCACCUGUCACAGACGAUGUAACCUUCCUCCACACACCACUCCAAUACUUCCAAAAGUUUGUGUCAGAGGACAUGAUUCAAGCUCUGGCUACAAGUACAAAUGAGUACAGCAUUCAAAAUGAUGGAAGAUAUGUUAACACUAAUACAAAGGAAAUACAGAAAAUGUUGGGCAUGUACCUGAGGAUGGGCUUGGUACAAAUGUCUGGAAGCCGUAUGUACUGGGAGACAGAUACACGGCACCCCCCUAUUGCUGAUGUGAUGCCACGCAACAGAUUCCAAUCUCUGUUGACAAAAUUACAUUUUGUCAACAAUUUGACAGUGUCAGAGAUUGAAAAGAGGGACAAACUCUGGAAACUCAGACCAUGGCUUGAAUCAUUCAGGGAGAAAUGCCUGCAGGUGGUACCAGAAGAGCACAAUUCUGUGGAUGAAAUGAUGAUUCCUUUCAAGGGGAAGUUCAGCAGCAUCAAGCAGUAUAUGCGAGGCAAGCCACAUCCAUGGGGGUUCAAAGUAUGGGUGAGAGCUGGAAUCUCUGGCAUGAUGCUUGACUUCGAUGUUUACCAGGGCAGCAAGAAUGGAAAACGCGUCAAAUCUGAACUUGGAUUGUCAGGUGAUGUUGUAUUGAAGCUUGCCUCCACACUUCCUAAGGGUCAGAACUACAAGAUCUAUGCAGACAACUACUUCACCUCUGUUCCACUGGUAGUGAAGCUCCUUGAGCAUGGAAUUCAUUAUGUGGGUACAGCCAGGCAGGUGCGGCUCCCUAACUGCAACCUUGAAGAUGAGAAGAGCUUGAAGAAGAAGGGUAGAGGAAGCUUUGACCACAGAGUGGAGGGGACACACAACAUCUGCGCUGUGAAAUGGUAUGACAACAGGGCAGUCACACUUGUGUCAUCCUUCACUGGACCAGAACCUGUGCAGGAGAUUCAGCGCUGGGACAAAGCCACCAAAACCUACAUUGACGUUGAAAGAUCUUACAUUGUGGCUACCUACAACAAAUACAUGGGAGGUGUGGAUUUGUUGGACUCAUUUACAGCAAAAUACAAGAUCACCCUGAAAUCCCGCCGAUGGUACAUGUACAUCUUCUGGCACACCAUCACCCUCGCCGUGGUCAACGCCUGGCUCCUCUACAAACGGCACUGUCAGGCUCUCGCAAUGCCAAAGAAGGAGAUGCUAAACAUGAGAAAGUUCCAGGCACAGCUAGCAUCCUCUCUCAUCCUGAUGGACAUUUCCCCAUGA
Cyprinodon tularosa is the source of this 1629-nucleotide messenger RNA. RefSeq names its product piggyBac transposable element-derived protein 3-like. Lineage: Eukaryota; Metazoa; Chordata; Actinopteri; Cyprinodontiformes; Cyprinodontidae. Bases 121 to 1629 code for a protein of 502 amino acids. The record is from RefSeq and is a predicted model, not a curated record. The transcript is spliced from 3 exons.